Molecule: messenger RNA, 313 nt
Organism: Adineta ricciae
Lineage: Eukaryota; Metazoa; Rotifera; Eurotatoria; Adinetida; Adinetidae
Source: the annotation of a GenBank genome assembly
UGGUUUAUGUGAUUUAGGUAAAAAAUAAAGAUGAGCUAAUUCUGCUUCUUCAUCGUCUUCGUUCUUUACUCUUAAUCUUUCAUAAUGGUUUUGUCUUAUAUGUUUAUUAUACCAUAAACCAUAAAGAAAAUUAUUCGUUCUUUCAAUUAAAUUUUCAAGUGGAUUCAUUUGAUCCAAAACUUGAUAAGCACCCGUUUUUUUCAUAUAUACAUCUGCUUUUGUUCGAUAAUCAGCAAGUUUACCGAGAUGGAAGACUUUCGACUUAUCCGUUUUCCGUGUUUUGAUGGAGGGUGCUUAUGAUGACAUUCCGUAA